GGUGUUGCUUCCUUGUUGAUGGUCAUCGUUGUUUCUGCGCUGACUUGCUUCACGAAGGCUUCUUGAAAACAGGCUGCACUUGCUCUUUCCCCUUGCCUGCAUCAGUGUAGCCUGCCAUCACCCACCAUGAUGUCUCCCGCGGUGAUGUGGAAAAAUAAAAGACCGGCUAUGGCUAAUGGAGGAGGACGAGAAAAAGAGGAGGAGGAAGAAGAAGAUGACGAAAAAGAGGGAGGAGAAGAGUGGGACGAGGAGGAAAAGGAAGAAAAAGAAGACGAAAAACACAAGGAAGGAGGAGGAGAUGAAGAGGAGGGGGAGGAGGAGGGAGAAGAAGAAGAUGACGAAGAAGAGGAGGAGGAGGAGGAAGGAAAUGAGGAAGAAGAGGGGAGAGAAGAAGAGGAGGAGGAGAAGGAGGAGGAGGGAGAAGAAGAAGAACGCAAGGAUGAAGAGGAGGCGGAGGAGGGAGAAGAAGAAGAAGAUGACGAAGAAGAGGGAGGAGAAAAAGAAGAGGAGGAGGAGGAGGAAGAAGAAAAUGACGAAGAAGAGGGGAGAGAAGAAGGAGGGGGAGGAGGAGGAGAAGAAGAAGAAGAAGAAGAAGAAGAAUGCAAAGAGGAGGAGGAGGAGGAGGAGGAGGAGGGAGAAGAAGAAGAAGAUGACGAAGAAGCGGGAGGAGAAGAGGAGGAGGAGGAGGAGGAGGGAGAAGAAGAAGAAGAAGCAAAACGCAAGGGAGUUAAAGCAGCAAUGACAAAAAAAAAACAAAAACGGCUACACCUAACGGACGUGGAGGAGAUGAUGAUGAUGAUGAUGAGGAGGAGGAGGGAGAAGAAGAAGAAGAUGACGAAGAAGAGGGAGGAGAAGAGGAAGAGGAGGAGGAGGAGGAAGAAGAAAAUGACAAAGAAGAGCGGAGAGAAGAAGAGGAGGAGGAGGAGGAGGAAGAAGAAAAAGAAGAAGAAUAAGACGACGACGACGACGACGACGACGACGACGACGAAGAAGAAGAAGAAGAAGAAGAAGAAGAAGAAGAAGAAGAAGAAGAAGAAGAGUGAAAACAGGGGCCUUGAGGCAGCAACGAAAAACAAAAAACAAAAAACAACAGGUAUGGCUAACGGAGGAGGAGAAGGAGAGGAGGAGGAGGAGGAAGAACAAGAACUUCAAGAAGACGACGAAGAAGAGGGAGGAGGAGAAGAAGAGGAGGAGGAGGAGGAGGAGGAGGAAGAAGAAGAAGAAGAACUCGAGCCGAUGGCUAAGAGAGGAGGACCAGAGAUGAGGAGGAGGAGGUAGAAGAAGAAGAAGAAGAAGAAGAAGAAGCGGAGGAUGACUGUGGCUAACGGGCGA
Chara braunii is the source of this 1332-nucleotide messenger RNA. Lineage: Eukaryota; Viridiplantae; Streptophyta; Charophyceae; Charales; Characeae. The record is from the annotation of a GenBank genome assembly.